AUGGCUGUUUCCAUGAGAGAUUUGGAUCCAGCUUUCCACGGAGCUGGACAAAAGGCUGGACUGGAAAUAUGGCGCAUUGAAAACUUUUGUCCUGUUAGUGUCCCACAAUCCUCUCAUGGAAAGUUUUUUAUGGGCGACUCUUAUGUGAUCUUGAAAACAACAGCCUCAAAGAGUGGUGCCUUGCGACAUGAUAUCCAUUAUUGGCUUGGUAAAGAUACUUCUCAGGAUGAAGCAGGCACUGCAGCCAUCAAGACAGUUGAAUUAGAUGCAGCUCUUGGAGGACGUGCUGUUCAGUAUCGUGAAGUACAGGGUCACGAAACUGCUAAGUUUCUAUCUUAUUUUAAACCGUGUAUCAUACCUCAAGAAGGUGGAAUUGCAUCUGGGUUUAAACAUGCUGAGGCUGAAGAACACACAACACGGUUGUAUGUUUGCAAAGGAAAACAUGUCGUCCAUGUCAAAGAGGUUUCUUUUGCUCGAUCUUCACUCAACCAUGACGACAUUUUUAUUCUGGACACCAAGUCUAAAAUUUUUCAGUUUAAUGGUUCCAACUCAUCCAUUCAAGAAAGGGCAAAGGCUUUAGAAGUUGUUCAGUACAUUAAAGACACGUAUCACGACGGAAGGUGUGACAUAGCUUCCAUUGAGGACGGAAAGUUGAUGGCGGAUGCUGAUACUGGAGAAUUCUGGGCCUUAUUUGGUGGCUUUGCUCCACUUCCGAGGAAAACAGCCAAUGAUGAAGAUAAAAUUUUUGAUUCUCAUACUACUACGCUACUUCGCGUUGAUAAAGGGAAGGCAGAACCGGUUGGGGCAGAUUCUCUGACAAGGGAAUUACUAGAAACAAGUAAAUGCUAUCUGUUAGACUGUGGGCUGGAAGUGUUUGUUUGGAUGGGGAGAAACACAUCUCUUGAUGAGAGGAGGAGUGCAAGUGAAGCUGCAGAAGAGUUGGUACGUGGUCCUGAUCGGUCAAAAUCCCACAUGAUUCGUGUUAUUGAGGGAUUUGAGACUGUAAUGUUUAAGUCCAAAUUCGAUACAUGGCCUGAAGCAGUUGAAGUAGCAGUGUCAGAGGAUGGUAGGGGCAAGGUUGCAGCACUUCUGAAGCGUCAAGGGGUUAAUGUGAAGGGUCUGUUGAAAGCUGAUCCUGUAAAAGAAGAACCUCAACCAUACAUUGAUUGCACAGGAAAUCUGCAGGUUUGGCGAGUGAAUGGCCAGGAAAAGAUUCUUCUUCCUGCUUCUGAUCAAUCAAAAAUUUAUAGCGGAGAUUGCUAUAUCUUCCAGUACUCGUAUCCAGGAGAAGAUAAAGAAGAACACCUGAUAGGAACAUGGUUUGGAAAACAGAGUGUUGAGGAAGAAAGAGCAUCAGCUAUUUCACUUGCAAGCAACAUGGUCGCAUCAAUGAAGUUUCUGCCAGCGCAGGCUCGCAUCUAUGAAGGAAAGGAACCAAUUCAGUUCUAUUCAAUCUUCCAAAGCUUAAUUGUUCUGAAGGGCGGUCUAAGUGAUGGCUACAAAAAGUAUGUUGCGGAGAAGGAAGUUCCAGAUGACACAUAUCAAGAAGAUGGUGUUGCUUUAUUUCGUGUCCAGGGAUCUGGACCUGAUAAUAUGCAAGCAAUUCAAGUUGAAGCAGUUGCAUCAUCUUUGAAUUCCGCCUACUGUUAUAUAUUACACAGUGGCUCAACUGUCUUUACAUGGUCUGGAAGCCUUGCAACCACAGAUGACCAGGAACUUGUUGAGAGGCAGCUGGAUCUAAUAAAGCCAAAUCUUCAGACGAAACCACAAAAGGAAAAUUCCGAAUCUGAACAGUUUUGGGAUUUGUUAGGAGCAAAGGCCGAGUAUUCCGGCCAAAAGAUUGUAAGAGAUGCAGAAAGUGAUCCUCGCCUAUUUUCCUGUGUUUUCUCAAAUGAGAAUCUAAAGGUAGUGGAGAUAUAUAAUUUCACCCAGGAUGAUUUGAUGACUGAAGAUAUAUUCAUCUUGGAUUGUCACUCUGAUAUCUUUGUUUGGGUUGGCGAAGAAGUCAACUCCAAAGAUAAAAUGCAUGCUUUAACUAUCGGGGAGAAAUUUCUUGAGCGUGAUUUUCUUAUGGAAAAAUUAUCUCAUGAAGCUCCAAUAUAUAUCAUCAUGGAAGGAAGUGAGCCACCUUUCUUCACACGCUUCUUCACCUGGGACUCUGCAAAGUCUAAUAUGCAUGGAAAUUCAUUCCAACGAAAACUUACUAUAGUGAAGCAUGGGCGAUCUCCAGUUGUAGAUAAACCCAAACGAAGAACACCCGUAUCUUAUGGUGGGAGGUCUAGUGUGCCAGAAAAAUCACAGCGUUCCAGAAGCAUGUCUUUCAGCCCUGACCGAGUACGUGUUAGGGGCAGGUCUCCAGCUUUCAAUGCACUGGCUGCUACUUUUGAGAGUAAUAAUGCGAGGAACCUUUCAACUCCACCCCCAAUGGUUAGAAAAUCCCAACUGUAUCCAAAAUCUGUGACCCCAGAUACAUCAAAAGUGGCUUCAAAAUCAUCAGCUAUAGCAGCACUCACUGCUGGAUUUGAAAAAAAAGAAAACAAUAUACCAAGAUCACCUAAAGGACCUCCCAAAGCAAAAUCAGAGACAAAUAACAAGGAGACUUGUAUGGGCAGCAAAAUGGAAUCCCUCACGAUAGAGGAAGAUGUAAAAGAGGGUGAAGCAGAAGACGAAGGUCUUCCUGUUCACCCAUAUCAACGCGUUAAAACAACAUCAACAGAUCCUGUUGCAGAUAUUGAUGUGACAAAACGAGAGAUUUACUUGUCAUCAGAAGAGUUCAGGGAGCAUCUUGGGAUGGCAAAGGAUGCUUUCUAUAAGUUACCCAAGUGGAAGCAGAACAAGCUUAAAAUGGCCGUUCAACUAUUUUGAAGCUUCUCGUGCUCUUCAUUUUCUUCAGCUUCCUGCAGCUUAUGUUGCAUGUAUUGGAAUGCUUCCCACCAAAACUGUACAGCUCUUGCGAAAAUAUCAAUUUGAUUAUCUUACACUAGCAACCGGGGAAGCAUUCUAAUUACAGUGCUCAUCUUAUUCUUCCUGCAGUGGCAGUACUCAAUUUCUCAGGAGUGAAAGGGACAGCAUCAGUGCAUUUUUAGCUGCUUCUGCUCCCAAGAAGCUUAUUUUCAUGAUUGGACAGAAACACUUUUUUUUCUCGUCACUUUCCCCCUUUUUUGGCCUUGUUGAGCUGGUUUGAAUGUCUAGGUUUGCAUUUUUCCAUAAGUUAGCUGCUUGGUAUUAUUCUUUGGUCACAGGUUUGUUGUGAGCUUGCAGUUUUGCCUUUCCUUCUCAUUUUUUAUUCAAAAAUUGAUUUUUUUUUCUUUGAGGGUUCAACAUCUGAUUUGAGUAGAGCAAUUAGGGGGCAUGCAGAUGCAUGCUUAGGUUGUAUUGAGACUCUGAGGAAUGGAAGUGUGUACAGCAGUGUAAAAACCAAUUGGCUCCUAUUUUGACAAUAAAGUGUGACUUUUCUC
Molecule: messenger RNA, 3458 nt
Organism: Fragaria vesca subsp. vesca
Lineage: Eukaryota; Viridiplantae; Streptophyta; Magnoliopsida; Rosales; Rosaceae
Product: villin-4-like
Exons: 22
Coding region: 1-2865 (954 amino acids)
Biological process (GO): cytoskeleton organization; actin filament severing
Molecular function (GO): actin filament binding
Source: RefSeq, a predicted model, not a curated record